This is a messenger RNA of Daphnia pulicaria, 1444 nucleotides long. RefSeq lists its product as uncharacterized. NCBI's taxonomy places the organism in Eukaryota, Metazoa, Arthropoda, Branchiopoda, Diplostraca, Daphniidae. Gene Ontology annotation, molecular function: protein binding. Bases 30 to 1427 code for a protein of 465 amino acids. The transcript has 6 exons. The record is from RefSeq and is a predicted model, not a curated record.
UUAUUAUUGUGUGUGCUUCGGUUGACAACAUGGCAGCACAAAGAUCCAGUCUGGGUAAUAAUGACGUGCCACCGGUGGUUCCCGGCCGAAGUCGUUCACCGUCCUACAUCCGGAGCAUUUCCGCUUCUCAAUUGCCGACCACCACCAUGUCCUCAACAAACAACAACAACAACAACAACAACAACAACAAGCCGCCACCCGUUCCCAGGAAUUCACUCAUCAGGAGCAAAAGUGCUCAACUCUACCAACAACAACAGGCUAUUCAAGUAAUGACGCCGUUACCUCAUCCCCCAAUUCAAGUGAAAAACAACCACCACCACCACCACCCACUCAACGAUCCUGUUGCAGCAGCUGGAGGCCAUCACCACCACAACAAUAACAACAUGAAAGAUUUGCCUGAAUCAAUUCCGGCUGAACCCGUUUUGAUGUCCAAAAGUUUUUCAUUCGAGUCGCCCAAUGGCGUCAGACGCAAAAUUCCCGUCACGCCCGUCCUCUCCACCGGCCCUAAAAAGUCCGGCCAACAUCACGACACUCUACACUAUCGACAUGGAACUCUGGUCUUUCCGUCCGACUCGUCGAUUGGCCAGCCCAACAAAUUCAUCGACACUAUUCCCGUUCAUUUGAAUUCGCCCAGUCAAGGUCCGUCGGAGGCUGUGAUGAGUCCAGCAGCAGGGCCAGUCAUCCACCACCACCAGUUCAGCCAUCCGGCAACGAUUUUCAAUCAAUUCGUCGUGUCGCUGGUCGAUCAUAGCCUCUUGAAAUUAUGCCAGGACGGUGACGUCGGGACUCUGUCACGAUACCUCGCCCUCCAUCACGAAAAAGUUCCAGCCAGGAGCCUCAACGCCAUCGAUGCCACUGGAAAAUCGAGUUUGUUACACGCGGCAAUGACGGGAAAUGUUCCCAUCGCCCGUCUGCUCGUCAAAUUACCCGGACUGGACGUGAAUUUGGCGGAUAACGAAGGCAACACGGCCCUUCACCUGGCCGCUCAAGCAGGUCAUGCCGAUAUCGUCAGUCUACUCACGUUGUGUCCCAAUCUGACCAUCGACAUCCGCAACAACGCCGGCCUAACCGCUUUAAUGAAAGCUUCGCUUCAGGGGCGUGUCCGUUGUACUCGACUGCUGCUAUUGGCCGGUGCUUCGCCCGUCCUGAGAGAUUUUGGCCGGGGCUUGUGUUCGGUCGAAUGGGCCCGGCUGACGGGCCGCAGCAAAUGCGUCGAAAUCAUCGACAAGUACAUGGACAAGAUGCAACUCAAUCCGGGACUGGGAUUGAAAUCCUUCCAUCACGGCGGCGGAGUGGUGGCCUCAUCCGAGCCCAGUCUCCAGCAAUUCUCCAAACGAUCCUCCCUCGUUCUCCUUCCCUCUUCCAAGACCAAAGAUUCUUGGGUUAUUGACAUUUAUUCUAAUGAAAUCUAUACUCGAUUAAAUUAAAUGAAUUUAAAAUUCAA